AUGGCAAAUCCUUUAUUCCCACAUCAAAACCCUAAUCCACCGCCUCAUAUUAAGGGAAAGCCGUCUUCAAAGAGAAAGGUUAGGGAGCCAAAGGAGGAAAAUGUGACUCUUGGUCCUGCUGUCAGAGACGGUGAACAUGUUUUUGGUGUGGCUCGCAUCUUUGCAUCAUUUAAUGACACCUUCAUUCAUGUGACUGAUUUGUCUGGAAGGGAAACACUUGUCCGCAUUACUGGUGGAAUGAAGGUUAAAGCUGACAGAGAUGAGUCAUCUCCAUAUGCUGCUAUGCUUGCAGCACAAGAUGUUGCUGCCAGGUGUAAGGAGUUGGGCAUAACUGCUCUUCAUAUUAAGCUACGCGCAACUGGGGGUAACAAGACAAAAACACCUGGUCCUGGUGCUCAGUCUGCUCUACGAGCCUUGGCUCGAUCAGGAAUGAAAAUUGGUCGCAUAGAGGACGUGACCCCAAUUCCUUCAGAUAGCACCCGUAGAAAGAGUGGUAGGAGGGGUAGAAGGCUUUGAGGUUGCUAUUGUACGUGGAUGGAGCUAUCUUUUUUGUCACCGUGUUUUGUUUCUCUUGCCAGACUUUAUUGUGGCAUUUUGAAUUUUAGCUUAAUCUGUUUUUUUAACUUUAUUGUACUUGACUCAAUGUGUUCGCCAACUAUUUUAUGCGAGUUGAUUUAGAUAUUAUAGUCAUA
Molecule: messenger RNA, 692 nt
Organism: Abrus precatorius (Indian licorice)
Lineage: Eukaryota; Viridiplantae; Streptophyta; Magnoliopsida; Fabales; Fabaceae
Product: 40S ribosomal protein S14-like
Exons: 6
Coding region: 1-516 (171 amino acids)
Biological process (GO): ribosomal small subunit assembly; maturation of SSU-rRNA from tricistronic rRNA transcript (SSU-rRNA, 5.8S rRNA, LSU-rRNA); translation
Cellular component (GO): cytosolic small ribosomal subunit; ribosome
Molecular function (GO): small ribosomal subunit rRNA binding; mRNA 5'-UTR binding; structural constituent of ribosome
Source: RefSeq, a predicted model, not a curated record